Molecule: messenger RNA, 1221 nt
Organism: Dermatophagoides farinae (American house dust mite)
Lineage: Eukaryota; Metazoa; Arthropoda; Arachnida; Sarcoptiformes; Pyroglyphidae
Product: meiotic nuclear division protein 1 homolog
Biological process (GO): reciprocal meiotic recombination
Molecular function (GO): double-stranded DNA binding
Source: RefSeq, a predicted model, not a curated record
CAUGCUCUCGAUUUAUUUGUUUCGUUUCCAUAAUGUCAAAAUCGAAAAAAACAACACAAGAAGAAAAACAAAAACGUUUGUUGGAAUUUUUCCAUGAAAAAAAAAAUGUUUUCGUUCUCAAAGAAUUGGAAAAAAUUGCAUCCAAAGAAAAAGGAAUUCCAGCACAAACCAUCAAAGAUGUAUUGAAUUCAUUAGUCGAUGAUGAUUUAGUCGAUACGGACAAGAUUGGUACAUCAACCUAUUUUUGGUCAUUCCCUGGUAAAACAUAUCAAAAGAAAUUAGCCGAAUGUAGAAAACUAGAACAAUCGAUCAUUGUUUUACAAGAACAAUCAAAAAAACUGGAUGAUGAAUUGUCGACAUUUAUUAGCCACACCAAUAAUGAUGAUGAUAACAACAAACAAAUGGAUGAGAAUAAACUUCGUGCUGAAAUACAAGAAAAUCUAAUGAAAUUAGAGCAAGAAAAACAACAAUUACAAAAAGAAUUGGUCCGAUUCCAGAAUUAUGAUCCAGCCAAUGUUGAACAAUUGGAAAAUGAAUGCCAAAUAGCACGAACGGCUAUUGAACGUUGGACUGAUAAUAUUUUCCAAUUACGUACAUGGUCUAAAAAUCGAUUUCAAAUUGAUUCAUCCGAUGUUGAUAAAGGAUUUGGUAUUCCGAAUAAUUUUGAUUAUUAUAAUGAUGAUGAAUAAUUUAUUAUAUCGAAUUGUUGGCGAAAAUUAAGCCAUCAAGAAAUUCCGUCUUAUCCUCCAUCCGUUUAAAAAAAUUAUUUCACAUAUAUAAUAACCGGAUCCAUCGUAAAAGUGUCAUGUGUAAAUAAGUUUUUUUUACAACAAAUUUCAUACACUUGUUGUGUGGUCUCAUCAUCAUCAUCAUCAACAACAACAACAACAUAAACAACAACAACAAUGGUACCAUAUCCUGGUCUGGAACACAAAUUGUUGGACAUCCCAUUCAAAUAUUGAUGUGCAGAACAACAACAACAACAACAAAAAUAAUGUUAUUACAAUGACCACCAACCAAUUACUCAACCAGAAAUUACUUUCACUCUUAUGGGUGGGCUGUUUUUUUUCUCUUCAACCAAUGGGCGUUUCCAUUUGUUUUUGCUCUGGUUAAUAUCAUCAUCAUCAUCAUCAUUUAUUGUAGGUGGGCCAUGCCUAUAGGAUAUUAGCAACAUUAUUUGAAUAUUCAACAUUUUUUUUCAAGAAACAAAAACAACAACAA